UCCAAUUACCAUCAACAUGUGUGGCAGGGCAGUCUCUACCUUCACCCCUUUAAGGCUUAAUUACAUCGAGGGAGUAAAUGGUGCGUUGGAGGCGCAGAUGUCUUUGAACGCAUCAUGGACUCAAACAGAAGUUUCCAGCCCUGGAAAGACUACCUGGGAUUAUCCGAUGCAGUUCGGGAGAUAAUGUGUCAAAACAACACUACGCUUUCACAACCGGAAGCGUCUCCUUUACAAACGGAAGCUUUGAGUGCGUCUUUUAGAAACAUGCGCGUUCAAAGAUGGGAACUUCAUCCGAGUUGUGUUGCAUCUCCUCCGACGUCGGGAGCAGAACUUCGUGCACCAGUCGCAGGUCUGCAGAAUAAUCUUCCAGACGCUCCUGCACGCAAGGAAGGAGGCUUAAAAGGUCGCAGGAAUCACCUGAACACACCUGAGCUGCCAUCACCUACACACAUGAUGUGCACUUUCUGCAAACACAACGGGGAGUCCCAGGUGGUCUACUCGUCCCACUGGCUGAAGACGCGCUCCGGAGACGUUGGCUGUCCUUACCUGCGCAGGUACGUGUGUCCUCUUUGCGGGGCUUCCGGCGACAAAGCGCACACCAAACGCUUCUGUCCCAAAGUGGACGUCAACUACAAGUCUGUGUACGUCAAGAACAGACGCUGAACUUCUCAUGUGCUUCCAUCACGUGUUUGGUUUGUCAUCAUUUCUGUUAUUUGUUGUUUCUAACAAGUCAGCAACUGGUGAUUCUCUUUUAUUGCUUUUAAACCAUAAGAGAAUAAUUACUUGUAUAUUUUUAAACAAACCGUGUGAAAUGUGUUUUACUUUCAUUCUUGUGUGCAAGUAGUUGUAGUAGUUUGCAGUGUUAUACAUAGUAUUGUAUUUAUUUGUAGUAGUUUGCAGUGUUAUACAUAGUAUUUUAUUUGUAGUGUCGUGUGCAAUGGUCUUAUAUGUUAAAACUGCAGAUUUUCUCCCCUGUGUGUUGUAAAUAUUUUUUUACGAAUAUAA
This is a messenger RNA of Nerophis lumbriciformis (worm pipefish), 1005 nucleotides long. RefSeq names its product nanos homolog 3 (gene nanos3). Lineage: Eukaryota; Metazoa; Chordata; Actinopteri; Syngnathiformes; Syngnathidae. Gene Ontology annotation, molecular function: zinc ion binding; RNA binding. The record is from RefSeq and is a predicted model, not a curated record.